Molecule: messenger RNA, 909 nt
Organism: Mesitornis unicolor (brown roatelo)
Lineage: Eukaryota; Metazoa; Chordata; Aves; Mesitornithiformes; Mesitornithidae
Gene: UBE2J2
Product: ubiquitin-conjugating enzyme E2, J2
Exons: 7
Coding region: 28-807 (259 amino acids)
Source: RefSeq, a predicted model, not a curated record
AGUAAAUCUCUUUCUGCCUCUAAUAAGAUGAGCAACAACAGUAAUAAGAGAGCACCAACAACAGCAACACAGAGGCUUAAACAAGACUACCUUCGAAUUAAGAAAGAUCCAGUGCCUUACAUCUGUGCAGAGCCCCUCCCAUCUAACAUCCUUGAAUGGCACUAUGUUGUCCGGGGACCUGAAAUGACUCCCUAUGAAGGUGGCUAUUAUCAUGGGAAACUAAUAUUCCCCAGAGAAUUUCCUUUUAAACCUCCUAGUAUUUAUAUGAUUACACCUAAUGGAAGGUUUAAGUGUAAUACAAGGUUGUGUCUUUCAAUCACCGAUUUCCAUCCAGAUACCUGGAAUCCAGCUUGGUCGGUCUCGACGAUCUUGACGGGCCUUCUUAGUUUUAUGGUGGAGAAGGGCCCCACACUGGGCAGCAUAGAGACGUCAGAGUUCACAAAAAGACAGCUUGCUGCACAAAGCUUAGCAUUUAAUUUAAAAGAUAAAGUCUUCUGCGAGCUCUUCCCUGAAGUGGUGGAGGAGAUUAAACAGAAACAGAAAGCACAAGAAGAGCUCAAUAACAGACCUCCAACCCUCCCUUUACCAGAUGUUGUCCCUGAUGGGGAAGCACACUACGGUCAGAAUGGGAUACCCCUUCUUAAUGGGCAUGUACCCUUGGCACCUGCCAAUCACCCAGGUCUCCAACAGGCCAACCGUAACCAUGGACUUUUAGGCGGAGCUUUGGCGAACUUGUUUGUUAUAGUUGGUUUUGCAGCCUUUGCCUACACAGUCAAGUAUGUACUGAGAAGCAUAGCGCAAGAAUGAGGAGAAUUAAAAGAAAUCCAAGACCAAAUUAGUGGUAGUUGCAGAAUGAGUGGGACUCUUUGGGCAUCUGACUCUUUGACACUGGGAUAAAUAUUUGUUUUA